AUUGUUUGGAAAACUUAAUUACGACAUUUAGGACGUAAUACGUCAUCAAAUUCUUGUAUAAGAUGGCCAAAGCGUCGCCAAAGCCAAAAUGUAAAAAAUGUGAAGAGAAAUGCGGAAAAGGCAAAGCCAGUCCGGAAAUUUUAACUCAAUUGGAAGCAGGUUUCGACAAACUCUCCAACUCCGACUCUCCGUCCAUGUUAAAACGAUUUUUAACUCGAGAGGUGCUGGAUAAACUCAAGACCAAAAAAACCUCUUUUGGUUCCACUCUUCUGGAUUGCAUACAGUCGGGUUUGGAAAAUUUGGAUUCUGGCAUUGGAAUCUACGCAGCCGAUCCGGAAUGCUAUCAAGUGUUUGCGGAGCUUUUCGAUCCCAUCAUAGAAGAAUAUCACAAUGUAAAAAAAUCAGACAAGCAACCAUCCACGGACUGGGGUUCGCCCAAUGUCUUUGGCAACUUAGAUCCAAAAGGCGAAUUUGUCGUAUCAACUAGAGUUCGGUGCUGCCGCACCUUAAAAGGGUACCCCUUCAAUCCCUGCAUGACUGAAGAAAAUUACAAAGACAUCGAAAGUCAAAUGCAAGCAAUUUUAAAUGAUUUGACUGGAGAUUUGAGCGGAACUUACAAUCCGUUAACAAGUAUGCCCAAAGAUGUGCAGCAGAAACUCAUCGAGGAUCAUUAUCUGUUCAAAGAAGGUGAUCGGUUUCUUCAAUCAGCAAAUGCCUGCAGAUAUUGGCCCACUGGUCGCGGUAUCUUCUACAACCAGAAUAAGUCGUUCCUGAUCUGGAUUUGUGAAGAAGACCAUCUACGUAUUAUGUGCAUGCAACAAGGCGGCAAUGUGGGCGAAGUGUAUAAGAGAUUGGUUACAGCGGUUAAUGAAAUCCAGAAAAAAAUCAGCUUUGUAACCAAUGACCGGUUUGGGUAUUUAACUUUUUGUCCGACAAACUUGGGAACAACAAUCCGCGCUUCAGUGCAUAUUAAAGUUCCGAGACUGUCCAAGAACAUGGACAAAUUUAAGCAAUUGGCCGAUAAGUAUCAUUUGCAAAUACGCGGGGCUCAAGGAGAGCACAGUGAUUCUCCAGAUGGAGUUUACGAUUUGUCCAAUAGAAGGCGGUUGGGUUUAACCGAGUUUCAGUGUAUGAAGGAAAUGUACGAUGGCAUUACUGAAAUAAUUAAAGCGGAGAAGGAAGCAAAAUAAGAGUAGACAGUAUGUUAUCUGUGUUCUUGUUUAAAGUUUGCUAUUAAAGUUAUAUGCGUA
Messenger RNA from Dendroctonus ponderosae (mountain pine beetle), 1250 nucleotides. RefSeq names its product arginine kinase. The transcript has 4 exons. Gene Ontology annotation, biological process: phosphocreatine biosynthetic process. Gene Ontology annotation, molecular function: creatine kinase activity. The coding region runs from base 63 to 1190 and encodes 375 amino acids. The record is from RefSeq and is a predicted model, not a curated record. NCBI's taxonomy places the organism in Eukaryota, Metazoa, Arthropoda, Insecta, Coleoptera, Curculionidae.